Cucurbita moschata (crookneck pumpkin) is the source of this 1070-nucleotide messenger RNA. RefSeq lists its product as uncharacterized. The transcript has 4 exons. Bases 70 to 981 code for a protein of 303 amino acids. The record is from RefSeq and is a predicted model, not a curated record. Lineage: Eukaryota; Viridiplantae; Streptophyta; Magnoliopsida; Cucurbitales; Cucurbitaceae.
GUACCAAUUAACCGCACUGCCCCUCGCCUCGGCUGAUUCUCUUGCACAGAGACGACAGACGAGCGAGUAAUGAGCGACCUCUCCAUUGCAGCUCCCACCGUAAAACACCACCAUUACACCGCUUGCAACCCCAUUCCCUCCGCCGCCCUCUACAUUCUCAUACCCCUUUUCAUUUUGGGAUUUUCCGUCUCCAUUUUCGUCCUCGCGGUGGUUCACAACGCCUUCUUCUUCGUCUCUAUCCUCCUUCUAGCCAUCUUUCUCUCUGCUUUCGCCCUCUGGAAUAGCCUCUACUUCUCCUCCAAAGCUGCAAUGCUCUCAUUUCUUCACUCUUUUCCCGACUCCGACCUCACACUUGCCUGCGAAGGUCAACUCGUUAAGAUUACAGGGUUUGCUUCGUGCGGGAGUGUCUCCCUUGAAUCAUCCUAUGAAAAGGCUAGUGGGUGUAUUUAUGCUUCUACUUCUCUAUAUGAAUAUAGAGGAAUGUCUCUGGUUUUUCAAAAGGUCACCCAACCUUACUGUGGUUGGAAGUUAGCAUACAGUGAGAGGUUCUCCACGGAUUUCUACAUAACUGAUAGAAAAAGUGGUAUUAGAGCUAUGGUUCAGGCUGGCCCAGGUAGUAAACUGGUUCCUCUUAUUAUUGAGAGCAAGCUUGUUAAUACUACCAGACACCGUAAGAUUCUGUCUUCUUCCUUGAGAAAAUGGCUGAGAGACCGAAACCUUUCUACCGAAGCUCAAAUGCUUCGACUUGAAGAGGGAUAUGUUCAGGAAGGGAGCUUGGUGUCUGUAAUGGGAAUGUUGCAUAAGAGCAACGGUCAUUUAACAGUAGUUCAACCUCCAGAUGCAAUCUCUACCGGAUGUUCAUGGCGGAAACUUCUUCUUCCCAUUGAUAUUGAUGGGCUAAUCCUUGGGGUCUCACAGACGUCCGGCCCUUCGCUCGUUCGGGGAUCGUUAUGUCAGCAAGAACAGUUGGCUGAUAUAUGAGGCUUGAACAGUAUGUUGUAGAUUGAAAUUUUAAUCUUCCUAACCUUUUGCUUAUCACUAGUAAUUUUGAUCUUCUUUCAGUUCAUCUA